AUGUAUAUCCAGGUGUUUACCAGCCUGCUGCUGACUGCCCUCCUAGGCACCAGCCUCUCAAGAUCUGUGUCCACAUCCUACCAGGGGGAUGGUGAGUUCAGCAAGCAAGCAGAGGCUGUUCCAGGACUGGACAUGACAAGGAGGAAUAGCCACGGGGUGCUCACCCAGAGGGACUUAUCGGAACACCUGUCUCAGGACCAGAAGCAUUUGAUCUCCCAGUUCCUGCCUCACCUCUUUGCAGCAGAGCUUGCUGCCAAGGAAGAUAAUUUGCAGGAGAUAGACGCUCAUUUCCCCAGCUGGAUGGACUUUGGACGCCGAAGUUCUGAAGACUGA
Molecule: messenger RNA, 333 nt
Organism: Elgaria multicarinata webbii
Lineage: Eukaryota; Metazoa; Chordata; Lepidosauria; Squamata; Anguidae
Product: gastrin/cholecystokinin-like peptide
Exons: 2
Coding region: 1-333 (110 amino acids)
Cellular component (GO): extracellular region
Molecular function (GO): hormone activity
Source: RefSeq, a predicted model, not a curated record